Molecule: messenger RNA, 1028 nt
Organism: Vitis riparia (riverbank grape)
Lineage: Eukaryota; Viridiplantae; Streptophyta; Magnoliopsida; Vitales; Vitaceae
Product: LIM domain-containing protein PLIM2c-like
Exons: 5
Coding region: 160-822 (220 amino acids)
Biological process (GO): actin filament bundle assembly
Cellular component (GO): plasma membrane; actin cytoskeleton
Molecular function (GO): actin filament binding
Source: RefSeq, a predicted model, not a curated record
GAUACAAUCCACUUUUAGUUUUGAGUAGAAAAAUGGAGACUUUGUUCAAUUUCGAUUGUGUAAACAUUUCUGAUGAAGAGUCUGAUGUUAAUGUUUCUUGGUUGAAUUAACCGGCUUUCUAAGUUGUGGGUUCUUUUUUUCUAAGAAGAGAGAAGGAAAAUGGCAUUCACUGGAACCUUGGAUAAAUGCAAGGCUUGUGAUAAGACUGUUUAUGUGGUGGAUUUGUUGUCUGCAGAUGGAGCAUCUUAUCAUAAAACAUGCUUCAAAUGCAGCCAUUGCAAAGGCACCCUUGUGAUGAGCAACUACUCAUCCAUGGAUGGGGUCCUCUACUGCAAACCUCAUUUUGAGCAGCUGUUCAAGGAGUCUGGCAAUUUCAGCAAGAAUUUUCAAACAUCUGCGAAGCCUGCUGACAAGCUACAUGAGCUGUCAAGGGCUCCUAGCAAACUCUCUUCUAUGUUCUCCGGAACCCAAGACAAAUGCUCUGCUUGUCGAAAGACAGUGUACCCAUUGGAGAAGGUGACGCUAGAGGGAGAAUCUUACCACAAGUCAUGCUUCAAGUGUGCUCAUGGGGGCUGUCCCCUCACACAUUCAUCCUAUGCUGCUUUGAAUGGAGUCCUCUACUGCAAGCACCAUUUUUCCCAGCUCUUCAUGGAGAAAGGCAAUUACAGCCAUGUUCUUGAGGCUGCAACACACAAGAAACAAGCUGCUUCAAAUGCAGAGGCAGAAGCAAAAGCAGAAGCAGAAACAAAAGCAGAAGCAGAAGGAGAAGCAGAAGCAGAGCCAGAACAUGACCAACCUGACCAGACACAGGGGCAAUCCUAAAAAAUGCACAAACACGAGCGUACACACUAUGCUUCUUUUGUUGUUUUUCUGACUUCCUCCCAAUUUUUCGUCUGGUUGGCAGACCAUAUAAUCGUAAUGCCAUUCUUGUAUGUUCUCCGUUUAUUUUGAUUUUGUAAGCAAGUUCCAGAAGUUAUGUAUCAGACUUAUACAAAGCUUAUGACACGAUAUUAUCUUUUCAUUUUUCC